Pseudogymnoascus verrucosus is the source of this 1391-nucleotide messenger RNA. It is a transcript of the gene PDB1, whose product is annotated as pyruvate dehydrogenase E1, beta subunit. The record is from RefSeq and is a predicted model, not a curated record. Gene Ontology annotation, biological process: pyruvate decarboxylation to acetyl-CoA. NCBI's taxonomy places the organism in Eukaryota, Fungi, Ascomycota, Leotiomycetes, Thelebolales, Thelebolaceae. The transcript is spliced from 2 exons. Bases 180 to 1301 code for a protein of 373 amino acids. Gene Ontology annotation, molecular function: pyruvate dehydrogenase (acetyl-transferring) activity.
AGCGUUCUCCUCUUGUCCCAGCAAUCUUUCCAAAAUUUGGCCCGUAUCGCCGUUCAAUCGCUCAACGACUCCAAAUUCCGUGGGGAGGCAGAUCUCGCAAUUGCAUUUCGACCUCACAACGAUUCGUCCACCAUCCUUAAGCUUUCCAUCCCAAGCUUAAGGCCACACAUAUAUACAAGAUGUCUCGACUGCUAAGGCCCGUUUCAUCGCUGCUGUCGAGCAGGACAGCUCCUGUCGCGCGACGGGCAUUCCGCCGCUCCGACCUGCCGCGUGUUGUGGCCGCACAAUGGAGAGGCUAUGCCAGCGGCGUCAAGGAGAUGACGGUCAGAGAGGCGCUUAACGAGGCACUGGCGGAGGAAUUGGAGCAGAACCCUAAGGUCUUCGUCCUUGGUGAGGAGGUUGCACAGUACAAUGGCGCAUACAAGGUCACAAAGGGUUUGUUGGACCGAUUCGGAGACCAGAGAAUUAUCGACUCUCCUAUCACUGAGUCUGGUUUCACUGGAUUGACUGUUGGCGCUGCUCUUGCUGGACUGCACCCAGUUUGCGAGUUCAUGACCUUCAACUUCGCUAUGCAAGCCAUCGAUCAAAUCAUCAACUCUGCUGCCAAGACGCACUAUAUGUCCGGCGGUAUCCAGCCCUGCAACAUCACCUUCCGUGGGCCCAACGGCUUCGCCGCCGGUGUUGCCGCACAGCACUCCCAGGAUUACUCCGCCUGGUACGGCUCCAUCCCCGGCCUCAAGGUCGUCACCCCAUGGUCCGCCGAAGAUGCCAAGGGACUCCUCAAGGCCGCUAUCCGCGACCCCAACCCAGUCGUCGUUCUCGAGAACGAGCUCCUUUACGGACAAUCCUUCCCGAUGUCCGAGGAGGCCCAGAGGAGCGACUUCGUCAUCCCAUUCGGCAAAGCCAAGAUCGAGCGCCAAGGAAAGGACCUCACCAUCAUCACCCUCUCCCGCUGCGUUGGCCAGUCCCUCAUCGCUGCCGAGAACCUGAAGAAGAAGUACGGCGUCGAGGUUGAGGUUGUCAACCUGCGCUCCAUCAAGCCUCUCGACGUUGAGGCCAUUGUCAAGUCCGUGAAGAAGACCGGCCGCCUCCUGGCUGUCGAGUCUGGCUUCCCCUCUUACGGUGUUGGAUCCGAGAUCCUCGCCCUGACGAUGGAGUAUGCAUUCGACUACCUAGAGGCUCCAGCCCAGAGAAUCACUGGUGCUGAGGUCCCAACGCCUUAUGCUAAGGAGUUGGAGGAUAUGAGCUUCCCCAACGAGGAUUUGAUUGAGGCGUUUGCCAAGAAGAUGUUGAAGCUAUAGGGAUGAGGGAAUGAAAGGUGAAAAGAAGGAGCGAUAGAUAUGUAUUUGUAAAGGUAGCGUGGACAGGAACUGAGCUAAUUAAAUAUGAUC